UCGUUUUCAUCACGUGGUUCAUAGUAAAAUCUGAUAAAACCACUGUGAUUAGUGAAGCUAUUAGUGUUUGUUUGGUUUCAAUUAAACUCUCUCAAAUAUGCAUCAAAAUGUCCGUUACAUUUCGUAAUACUUCUGAAGGUGUGCAAUAUUUGCUGAAUUACGCAGUCAAAACACCGGUAAUGGCCUUGUCCUUGAACAUUCUAUGACCUAUGAAAAAGAAAGAAGCCGGUUUAUAAAUAUCACGUUCUGGAUUAUUUAAAUUCAUAUAAUGAUUUUUGGUAUUAAAUCAAUGUAAACAAGAAAAGAGUGUGAUUGUUUAUUGUAGCAUGCAGACAUAUGAAGAUGUGCAAGAGGAAAUUAAUUACGAAGAGCCUGACUUUAAGUUAUUUUUACCACGGAAUUUAUCCUACGGAGAAGAGAGCGUACUUGACAAUUAUUCAGUGUCUGCCGAUUUCGUAACAAGGCGCAGUAGCACACCUGAGAGAUCGUCUACAUUUGCCACCAAGACCAAGAUCGUUUAUAAAAUUUUUAAGGACACAAUGUCAGGAUUUCGAGAUUGUGUGACAAUGAAUGGCGGAACAGAUUUCGACGAGGAAGCAGACGAUCCAUUACCAGGUAAACAUACAUUUUUUAAAGAAAAAGAAACUUCUAUUAAUUCUAAUGAUUCUGAUUUUUGUGAAGAAGGAGUAUUUGUUAAUUUGAAUGAUGACUUGGACGAAGAUUCAUUGAAUGGUAAAUCAAAUGACAGCGAUGAUUGUUACGACGAUUCGAUCAAUAGUCCGGUUGAUGAUGCUGACAACCUUGGCGAAGGGCAUCAGGAGGUUCAGGUGGGGAACUCUGAUUUAAAAACGAUGCAAUCUAGUCUUUUAUGUUCAAGAGCAAAACAAAUUGAUGGAAAAUGUAUACCUCACUUAAAAAUUGAAGACAAGCCUUUCAUACAAGAAAAAGUGUUGGAUUUCGGUUCACAAAAAUCUAUUACUGAAUUAUUGAAAGAAGAUGAACCGGUUGAAUACGAAGAGUCUGAAUUUAAUUUUUGCAAGUCAGAACUUAGGAAAUCUUCGUCUUUGAAAAGUCAGAAAACUCCGCCUGGCACACCAAGCAGAAAGAAAAUGGUACGAUUUGCAGAUGCUAUGGGAUUAGACCUGGAGGAUGUUAGACAUGUUCUCAACUUGGAGGCUCCCCCGAAAAUUCCAGCAUCAGCCAUGUCUGAUUUGAAAACUGGGCUUGAUGAAGACCGACAAAGUAUGGGAAGUAGAUAUUUAGGGGCUUGUUUUUCUCAACCUGGUGCACAAGACGACUUCUUUCAAUCUGUAAUGACAAACAAAGUUCGAUUAGAAAAUGCUGUGAUUACCCAAAUGACCAUUACAGGUGUUGUGCGGGUAGCUAACAUUGGAUUUCACAAAUCAGUGCGAAUCAGAUAUACCACAAAUAACUGGGGGACGUUUCAUGAUAUUUCAGCUUCCUACGUUCAAAAUUCGUGUGAUGGACCUACGGAUAGAUUUUCGUUCAGUAUAGUUGCACCAGAUUUUCUAGGUGUUCAUAAUAAGCUUGACUUCGCUAUAUCUUACACUACAAACGGUACAACGUACUGGGAUAGUAAUUCGGAUAAAAACUACAGCUUCGAAUGCUUUGCUAAAACUACACCAACAGAAAAUGAAGAUUCAUGGUUACAUUUUGUUUAGUUUUAAGGAUUUCCGUUGAUGUAAUAUAAAUGUAAGUGUAGAAAUCCUGUACAUGUUUGAAGCGUACACAUUUCCCGGAUUAUAUGU
Molecule: messenger RNA, 1769 nt
Organism: Mytilus californianus (California mussel)
Lineage: Eukaryota; Metazoa; Mollusca; Bivalvia; Mytilida; Mytilidae
Exons: 1
Coding region: 327-1682 (451 amino acids)
Biological process (GO): regulation of glycogen biosynthetic process
Cellular component (GO): protein phosphatase type 1 complex
Molecular function (GO): protein phosphatase 1 binding; glycogen binding
Source: RefSeq, a predicted model, not a curated record